CCUAAAUUCGAUCGCCGUCUGCGUCAAUAAUUUUACUAGGAUUUUUAUUUUUCAACAGUUAAAUUUGAGAGGGACUGUUUUUUCCGUUAAAAAAUAGAAGCAAGGUCUAUCCGAUCCGCUGUUCAGUCGUGAUAUUGAAGAAUAAAAAGCUUUCCUGCUUCUUCCGUUAGACCCGGUAUUUCGUAUUAGUCUCGAAGUCUCCGCUACGAGCCGCCACCAUCCUGAAUGAUGAAUGGAAAGCCGAACGACAGGUCAGAGGCACUUUUUUUACUUUCAAAUUUUUCACACUCCGACAUCAAAGUAUAUAUCUUAUUAUUUUCACACAGUACAACUACUCUCUUCUCAUUCUCCCUUCCUCCAUCAACGAGACAAUCUCCGUACAUCAUCGAGAUACAUAGACGUUAUUACCGACGAUUUCCUAGAUAUCGCCGAGUUACAAAAGGAACUAAAAAAAAGGCCAUCGGUCAUUUUCAGGACCGCUUGUGACGUCUCCGUCCGUCAUAAAAAAAACCAGCGCUUUUUUUUCCAAUCGAUCCUCGGGCAGGUCGAUUUUUUCCUUCCCAUCGCAGCCCAUCCCCGCGUACGUCUCGCGGAGGGUGCAGAAACGGAAGUGGUGCCGAAAUUGCGCAUGAACUCAGCCGACGUUACUUCCCGAGUAUGCCCGGCCGCGUCGCUACCGCUGCGUUGCAUUAUGGCCGCUGCGUUUGGGUGUUGUGGAAACUGAUCCCGUAGCGAGAGAGGCACCGAGGUCGGAUGAGUCGUCGUCGCUGCCGCUGCACCUCUGCGAGCGAGUGACCGCUGCGACGAGCCCGCACGAGCAUCACACGGUGGCGACGGUGCGUCGCCGGGUUACGUUGACCCGUCGUGAUCCCCACACGCAGCGUGGGAGCAGCGAACGUGCGAGAGCGCCGAUCAUCAUCUCCGCCGAGGCACGAUGACGCGUGCACGUCGCUGAGGGAAGCUGCCGAUCGGACCGCGGAGACAACGGGGGGUGUGGAUGAUAGGAAUUUACUGAAAGUCGAAGAUCAAAGGCAUUCAAAACGCUGGAGAAAGACGGCGGAGCUUCGGAGGAGGGGGAGAUGUCAGCUGGCACCCAGGGCGAGAUUCGGGUUGGCCCUUCCCAUCAGGCGUUGGUUUCUUGUCAGGCCCGUUUGCCUGAGUAUCGGCCGGGUAUACCACCCGGCGAGCUGCUACCCGAUCCAGAAUUCUCUAAGGAGCGCGAGGAGCUAAGAUGGGUCCCGGCCAUGGCAUUGGACGGGGAUCUUCUCAUGUACCUGAGGGCGGCUCGGUCAAUGGCCGCUUUCGCCGGUAUGUGUGACGGCGGGUCCCCGGACGAUGGUUGCGUGGCGGCGUCUCGAGACGACACUACCAUCAAUGCUUUGGACAUCUUGCACGACUCUGGCUAUGAUCCCGGUAGGGCACUUCAGGCUCUCGUCAAAUGUCCAGUACCUAAAGGCAUCGACAAGAAAUGGUCCGAGGAAGAGACUAAGCGAUUCGUCAAGGGUUUACGGCAAUUUGGGAAGAACUUUUCACGCAUUAGGAAGGACCUUUUGCCGCACAAAGACACGCCGGAGUUGGUCGAGUUCUACUACUUGUGGAAAAAGACGCCCGGUGCCAAUAAUAAUAGGCCGCACCGUCGUCGCCGGCAGAGCUCGCUGCGAAGGAUCCGUAACACGCGCAACUCCCGCGCCGGCACUCCGAAAGAGGAGGUGCCGACGCCUACGAAGGACACAACGCCGACAGCAAACGUCAACACGAAGGAACCUGCGUCCGAGGCCGAGAGCGUGCCGGUCGGCACGCCGGCCAGCCACAACCCCGGUGGUGAGAUCAGCUCCGUAACCGAGGACGACAACUCCGAAGAGGACAGUGACUCGCGCGACACCAACACGAACGGCGCCGCUCACUCGUGCCAGCACUGCUUCUCCACCAGCUCGAAGGACUACCAGGUGGCCGGCAAGGAUCGUCUGCUCCUCUGCACGGAAUGUCGCGCGCAUUUGAAAAAGACCGGCGAGCUGCCGCCCGCGCCGCCUUACCUCUUCCGCCCGGUCCCGGCGGAGUCACCGGAGAGCCCCGGUAGAAUGCGUACGCGUAACAAGGCUAAGGAGACGCCGAGACCAGCGAGACCGCGACGCACCGGCGGCACCGACACGCCCGACCAGGAGAAGCAGCAACAGUCGCCCGACAAGAGCAAGAAGAAAUCCUCCAAAGUGGAGACGCCGAAGAAGGGUACACAGAAGCGCUCGCACGCGGACGACGCCGACGACGACAAGGAGGCGCAAAAGCGGAAGCGCGCCGGCGGCGGCGACCGCGCCGAGAGCCCCUCUGAGUCGCUCACGACAGACAGUAACUCCCUGAUGGACGAGCCGGAAAGGGAGACAGAGGCUGACACGAACGAGAAUCAACCGACUACGCCGACGGUGACCGGCGUGGCCGCGGAAGAGCCGGUAAGUCCAGCCGUAACGACUCCCGAGGAACCGUCCGAGCCGACGCCAGUGUCCACUCCCGUGCCGGCGGCGAUCCAGAGCCUACCGAUCUCGGUGCCGGUGAUACACAGCCUGGAGAAGAAGCCGCCGUUGCUCGAGCCCGAGCCGUUGCUCGACCAGGGCAAGGCGGUGGAUCAUCAGAUGGAGGACUCCGUGCCGCCGUUGGCCAUGAGUCAGCCGCUCAAGUUGGAGCCGUUGGUGCCGAUGGAGUCCGUGGUGUCGCCGCCGACCUCCAACGACGACGCGAAGGAGCCGGAGCAGGGACAGCUGAACCUCAGCGUGUCGCAGCCGCUGGUGGCGCCCGGACAGCCGACGGCCGAUGCCGCGGUGCGCAACCUGUCGCAGACUCUGCCGCCCGGCGCCGGUAUCGCCUCGCAGUCCAUGCCGGUGAUAUCGCCCGGUCAGCAGCAGAACGUCGCCGGCGGACUGCCGAGCGGCCUCAGCAUGCAGUACGCGGCGAGCAACGUGCAAUCGCAGCAGCAGCCGCCGCAGAACGUACCGCAGAAUCUGUCGCAGAGUAUGACGCAGUUAGCGUCCAGCGUGGUGCCGGCCAGCAUGGCGCCGAACGCGCCACCGAACAUGGGACCAAACCUCCGCGGCCACGCGGAGCCCCUGCCGCCGUUGAACCUCAACAUCUCGCAGAGCCAAAUACCGACCGGUAUGGGAGCGAUCGGCCAGAUGUCGCAGAUCCAGCCGCCGAUGCCGAGCUCGCCGCAGCCGCUCGGCCUCACCGUCAUGUCGUCCGAAGGCAGGGCCGUUGAGAGAAUCGCGGACGACAGGUUGUCGGGCGAGAGGACGCGCGACGGCCGUAUUCCCGUCGAGCGGAUGACGUCGGACAGGCACCAGGAACGCGGCACGGAGAGCGGCGAGCCGGAACGUCCGAAUGAACCGAGCAAUCUGUUCCAGUCCCUUCAGCCCGGCGGCAUGCUGUCGAUGGACAAGCCCCCCGCAGGCAUCUACAAUUUAGCCGGCACACCGCCGAUGGAGCCGCAGAACCUGAAGAUCAAGCAGGAGAUCAUACCGCCCGAGCCGGACCCCCUGCAGAGCCUGAAGGAGGUCAAAGUGCCGGGCUUCCAGAGCUCCUCGUUCCCGGGGCCGAGCCUCGACAACAUCAAGAAGGAUCCGGACGGCGCGAGCAAACCGCCCACGCCGAGCAAGCAGUCGGUGCAGAACUCGGCGCCGGCACUGGUGCCGCAUCUUCAGCCGGUCGCAGCCUCGCCGACGGCGACGCCGACGCCCAGCCUGCCGCCGCCGCCCAGCUCGAUACCCCAACCGGUGAUGCACCCGGCGCAGCAGCCGAGCCCGCACAUGGCCCACCCUUUCCACCCGCACCUCGUGCACCACACGCUCUUCGGGAUGCACGCCUACCAUCCGCACGCGUACCCGGGGUACGGAGCGGUGGCGGGAUACCCGUCGUUCCCGCCGUACGCCUACGGCCCGGUCCCGCACGCCAUCCCGCCGCCUUCGCCGCAGAGAAGUCAAGAGAGCAGCACCAUGAUGACCGCUCAUCACGCCAGCACCAGCUCGAGCGUCACCACGAGGGACGAGGGGGAGAAUCUGAUCGCCUCUCAUCAUCACUCCUCCAGCAUGCACCAGGCGACCACCCUGCACCACGACAAACUGCUCACCAUUUCCUCCCACAGCUCUCAUAGUCAUUCCUCGUCCCACGGGUCGAGCCAGCGCAAACCGUCGAUGGUCUCGGCUACGUGCUUGACGUCCACCAGCUCGGCACACCAUCACCAUCGGCCGCCGCAGCAGCAGCCCCCGAUCGUGCAAGAGCCGAAGAUCGAGCAGGACAUGGAGCCGGAGCCGGAAGAGCCGGCCAGUCCGCGCGGCCCGUCGCCGGAGCCGCGCAUCGAGGACUCCGAGUGCCACCGUUCCCAGUCGGCGAUCUUCCUGCGCCACUGGAAUCGCGGCGAGAACAACUCGUGUACGCGCACCGACCUGGUGUUCAAGCCCGUGCCGGACACGAAGCUCGCGCGGAAGCGCGAGGAGCGCUCGAGAAAGCAAGCGGAGCGUGAACGGGAGGAGCGCGACCGCGCCGCCGCGGCGGCGCAGCAGGCCAGGAAGAUGACGACGCCGGAGAAGCAGCCGGAGAGCUGCAAGCCGCCGAGUCGGGGACCCCUCGAGCCUGUCGUCUCGCCAUACGACAGGUACGCGGCGCGCCCGAGCUCGUACGCGGACACCCCCGCGCUCAGGCAGUUGUCCGAGUACGCGAGACCGCACGCGGCCUUCUCGCCCGCCAGACACCCGGCGCCGCCCGACCCUAUGCUGCAUUACCUGUACGGGCGCGAGGCCGCUGCUGCGCAGCGCCUCGAGCUGGAACACCUGGAGCGGGAGAAGCGCGAGCGGGAGAUACGAGAGUUGCGCGAGCGGGAGUUGAACGACCGUCUGAAGGAGGAGCUGCUGAAGGGCACGCCGAGGCCGAUGCCGGCGCCGGUCGACCCGCACUGGCUCGAGAUACACCGACGUUACGCCGCCGGUCUGGCCGGACCCUCCGGCCCGCCUCAGGCCUUGCACCAGUUCGGUCUCUACGGCGCUCCACCGGGUCCCAGCCAGCUGGAACGGGAACGUCUGGAACGGCUAGGAAUACCGACUGCAGCCGGUGGGGGGCCAGCGGCUGGAGGGGCUGGCCAUCCCGUGGCGGCACACCACCAUGGUCAGCUCGAAGAGCGACUGGCUCUGGCCGCUGACCCGAUGGUCAGGUUACAGAUGGCUGGCAUCUCUCCCGAGUAUCACGCUCACACUCACGCGCAUACGCAUGCGCAUACGCACUUGCACUUACAUCCGGGACAGCAACAGGCCCAGCAACAGGCUCAGCAACAGCAGGAAGCCGCUGCGGCUGCGGCUGGAUUUCCUCUGCCGGCUGCGGCCAGCGCCAAUUACCCUCGACCCGGCCUGAUGCCGCGCGAUCCUGCCCUGGCGCUGCAUCCAGCGGAGCUCCUAGGAAGACCGUACGCGGACAUGGCCGCGCAUCACGAGCAGCUACAACGGCAUCUUAUGAUGGAGCGCGACCGUUUCCCACCGCACCCGUCCCUCGUCGCCCACGAGGAGUACCUAAGACAACAGCGCGAGCGUGAGCUCAAAAUUCGCGUACUGGAUGAAGCAGCACGUGGAUCUCGUCCCUAAACUUACGCGUACACUUGUUUUUUUUUUUUAUUUAUAUAAAUAUAUAUAUAUAUAAAUAUACAUACAUAUAUAGUCUUGAUAUCGUUUAGGGCGCGCCAAUGGAAAUGCGAAGGGCGCGAUACGCGCUGCCUGAGCGUUCCUCCGACGCCACAGAGUAAUUUAUACAUACAUAUAUAUAUAUACAUAUAUAUAUAUCCUAUGUAAUUUUAACACCUAAGAUCAGAAAAUAUUUUUAUGGUCUUUCAGACGUAUUUAAGCGAUGAAAUAUACGCGCAUAUUACGCAUAUACACAGCGAGGAAGCGUGAUCAAUGUAAAACUCGCUAACUGUAAAUAUCACGACGAGAUAUUUUAACCCCCGAACGUUACAGAUCAAUCUGGCAUCAUUAAUGAGAAGGAAGGAGGGAGCAAGAGGGACGGAGAGAGAUCAAGAUUGAUACAAAAAUGACAAAAAGUCGAUAUGUGUAAGCUAUUUUCAAAUUUCUUCAAGUAUCAUUAUUAUCUAUCGCGUCUCUCGAUCGAUUCUACUGGUCUUGCUUUUUUUUCUCUUUUUUUUCUUUCUUUUAUAUUCGAUUUAAGUGAUGGUGCAUAUGCCAAAGUGCUUGUACGGGGGGAAGUUAUACUGCGGUUUUUAAUCCUUCCAUGUGCAUGUAGAUAUAUAUACAUAUACAUAUGUACAUAUAUAUAUAUACAUAUAUAUACAUAUAUAUGUGUGUGUGUGUGUGUGUGUGUGUGUGCGUGUGUGCGUGUGUGUGUGUGUGUGUUUUUAUUAUUUGUUCUUGCAAAUAGGGCAGAAACGUGCGUUACUGUAUUAUUAUUAUUAUAUGAAAAUGAAAAAAAAAGAAGGACACUAUGUAGAUAAAAUGGGGGCAAUAAGUUGGGAGAAUUUUGAAGAAACGAAUAGUGUAGAUAUGCGGUAUGAGGAUCUCCUCAAUAGUUUCGAGAAAAUCUUAUACUUCAUGUAUUUCAAGCUGUAGAAAUUAAAUUUGUUCGAAGAAAACGAGACACUCUCUCCGUUUUUUUAAUCGCGAUUGAACGAUGAUGUUAAACGCACAACAUUGCUACGAUGGUAAGUAUAUAUUCAUGAGAUUAUUAAGUGCAAAAAAAUGUAAUUUACCAUCAAUUCAC
Molecule: messenger RNA, 6738 nt
Organism: Dinoponera quadriceps
Lineage: Eukaryota; Metazoa; Arthropoda; Insecta; Hymenoptera; Formicidae
Product: arginine-glutamic acid dipeptide repeats protein
Exons: 8
Coding region: 1080-5612 (1510 amino acids)
Biological process (GO): regulation of DNA-templated transcription
Cellular component (GO): nucleus
Molecular function (GO): transcription corepressor activity; sequence-specific DNA binding
Source: RefSeq, a predicted model, not a curated record